This is a messenger RNA of Drosophila takahashii, 1885 nucleotides long. RefSeq names its product methuselah-like 9 (gene mthl9). The record is from RefSeq and is a predicted model, not a curated record. Gene Ontology annotation, molecular function: G protein-coupled receptor activity. Lineage: Eukaryota; Metazoa; Arthropoda; Insecta; Diptera; Drosophilidae.
CGUUGUCGCAAUCGCAGCCGUUUUUAGACCCGCGUCACAUUCGUUGUCAAUUUUGGGCUUCGAUUGUUGUUGCUUCGGAUUUGUGACUCGACGAGUGUGCGUGCAUUGCCCAAAACCGAACGGCGAUCGCUUCACAUAUUUGUUUACUUAAUUAUCGAGUGCUGCUUGGCACAGUGACGUCAGGUAGACGAUCGAAUAGAGCUUAGUAUUACCAACCAUGUCUUGGGUUUGGAUCAUUCCUCUGGCUCUCGGGCUCUUCGUGGGCGUAGAAUCUCUGGAGAUUGCCAGUAUCGACCAUCCAUGUGCCUAUGCGGAUACGGUUAACAUUACGGAUGGUCUCCGGCUGAAGGAUGGCUCCUAUUCUUACGGCGGAGUAAUUGUUCCUCCGCAUUUGAUGGCCGAGUACUCCUUCAAAGUGAUCGAUGGUGUGGAGUACCGCGCGAAGAAACAUCUACGCGGUUGCGUCUGCCUGCUGAAGCCCUGCAUUAGCUUCUGUUGCCCGGAGAAUCUCGUAUUCGACGCGAAGAAUUGGAACUGCUCGAAGCCACACCAAACGCGGGAAUCCACGCACGUGGAGCUGACCUACGCUAAUCGGUCGGUGGAACAAGUGCGCAUUCUCGAUCGGUUUGUGGUGCGCACAGAGCUCGGUUGCCGGAACAAGUUCGUUGACAAGAAGCACGAGAACUUCUGGGAGUGGGAUCUAUUCGAGAACGGAUCGCUGCAACGGGACAACCGCCUUUGGUCCACGGAUGAGUACUGCUUUAGUCCUUUGGAACACAAGCCCGAGCAGUGGGAGCUCACUCCGCUCAGCUGUGAGCGCUUUCAGACGGGCUACCGUGUUUGGAUCUACGCUAUUUGCAGUAUUAUAGCCAUCAUUAUAAACGUCUUCAUUCUCUCGCUCCUUGGAUCUGUGAGAGAUGCCAGGAAGAGUCACUAUGGCCAACUAAUCAUCUACUACCUGCUCUCCAUGAUCGUGGGCUACUCCUUGUUGGUUUACUUGGCGCUGAAGAAUCCCAUGAAGCUCUCGCAUGCGGCUUGCAGAAAUAUAGGAUUUUUGGCCUACUUUUGCAUCAUGCUCUCCUUUGCCUUCCUGGCCAUUUGCAGUCUUGACUUUCUGCUCAAGUUCAAACAAAAGGCGGUUAGAAACUGGGUGCGUCGGUUGUCGUAUGCUUUGGCAGUUUUGGCGGUAAUUGGAUUAAGGUUUUUGGUUUCCUUUGCCCAGGACUCCAAAUUGCCCAAGCACUACAAGCCAGGAAUGGGAGAGGAUUAUUGCUGGUUCGAUGUCCGCACAUGGGGCAUUUUGAUCUACUACUACGCACCCAUUACGAUCCUGCUUAUUUUCAGCAUUGUUUGCUGCCUGAAAGCAUACUUUUCCAUUUACGAACUGCCACCAGAUACUCAGUACAUAUUAGGCACUCAGCUGAAGAUCGUCAAGACCCAUUUCUAUGCUUUCAGCGCCUACAUAGUGGGCGUGUUUGCUGUUUGGGUUCGCGAAAUAGUCGUCUACAUAAUGGCAAGAGUAAGAGAGCACUUCUUCAUCAUUGACUUCUGGAGUGGGAUUUGCAUUUUGGGCCUGGCCAUAGCUGGUUUUAUCCUGCUUCUUGGCAAGAAUUCGCACGUGAAAACCUGGUGGGCCAUCAAUGUGGAAUCGAGUCAAACCGAUCUGAGUGUCAUAAAUGCUCGCGUCUACAAGUUCGAUGAGAAGGGCGAUUUGAAAUCUUCAGAUUCUCCCUACAAACCGACAGUGACAUCACUUUAAUUCGAAAUGAGAACUGAGAUGAUUGCUCAUCUAUGAACUCUGGUAUUCACUUAGCUGAUGAAUCAUUUAGUCUGUCGCAAACAGAUAAGUGUAUGUAAAAUAAGUGCCUCAGUAUACUAGCCCUAA